Messenger RNA from Phasianus colchicus (ring-necked pheasant), 4995 nucleotides. It is a transcript of the gene PRSS12, whose product is annotated as serine protease 12. Lineage: Eukaryota; Metazoa; Chordata; Aves; Galliformes; Phasianidae. The record is from RefSeq and is a predicted model, not a curated record. Gene Ontology annotation, cellular component: membrane. Gene Ontology annotation, biological process: proteolysis. Gene Ontology annotation, molecular function: serine-type endopeptidase activity.
CCCCGCCUUCCCCCUUCGCAUCCCGGGCGCGAUGAGAAGGGGAGAUGGACGCGAGCCGGCGGGACUGGCACCAUGACAUUGGCCGGCUUCGUGGUGGCGCUGGUGCUCGGGGCGCUGCCCGGAGCCCGCGGGCCGGGGCAGGUCUCCGCCGGCCUCCCCGCCGCUCGCGCCCCGCCGCAGCCCCCCGUCCCGCCUCCGCCGCAGCCCCCCGCCGGCUGCUCCGCGGGGCGCUUCGCCGCACCCCAGCGCCCCUGGCCGACCGCGGCGCCCGCCCUUCCGCGGCGCGGCUCGGCGGGCAGGCUGCCGCGGAGCCGCCGCAGCUCCUGCGCCCCGCCCGGCGGCGGCGGCGGCGGCCGACCCCGGUGCCGCCCUGGGAGCGGCCGGCGCCGAACGGAGCGGGAGCGCGCCGACUGCGAGCGAGCGUCAGUGAGACUCCAAGGUGGCAAGAAUGAGUUUGAAGGUACAGUGGAGGUUUAUUUGAAUGGAGUCUGGGGAACAAUCUGUGGCAGCCACUGGGACAAUAAUGAUGCAACGGUCAUAUGUCGACAACUUGCACUUGGUGAAAAAGGUACAUCAAAACACAUACCAUUUUCCGAACUGGGCCUUAUUCCUGUCUACUGGAGCAAAGUGCGUUGUCGUGGUGAUGAAGAAAAUAUACUGUUAUGUGAGAAAGACAUCUGGCAGGAUGGAAUAUGUCCUCAAAACAUAGCAGCUGCUGUUACAUGUAGCUCUUCACUAGCCUCUGUCUUUAUUCCAAUCCGGCUGGCUGGUGGGAACAAGGCUUACGAAGGAAGAGUAGAAGUCUACCAUGCUGGCCAGUGGGGGACUGUCUGUGACGAUCAGUGGGAUGAUGCAGAUGCUGAAGUUGUCUGCCGGCAGCUUGGCCUUGGGGGUGCUGCCAAGGCAUGGAGCCAGGCUUACUUUGGAGAAGGCUCAGGCCCUGUGCUGCUGGAUGAAGUGCGGUGUACAGGAAAUGAGCUAUCUAUAGAACAGUGUCCAAAAAGCUCCUGGAGGGAACACAACUGCGACCACAAAGAAGAUGCUGGUGUUUCCUGUACACCUCUCACAGAUGGUGCAUUAAGGCUAACAAGUGGGAAAGGCAGUCAUGAGGGACGUCUGGAGGUCUAUUAUUCUGGGCAGUGGGGCACAAUCUGCGAUGACGGGUGGACAGAGCUGAAUACACAGGUGGCUUGCCGGCAGCUCGGAUUUAAGUAUGGAAAAAGUGUGCCUGAGAGCUCCUCAGAAGGAAACUCUGGUCCCAUCUGGUUGGAUGAUGUCAGCUGCUCUGGGAAGGAAACAGACCUUUUGCAGUGCUCAAGGAGAGAGUGGGGAAAGCAUGACUGCAGCCAUCAGGAGGAUGUCAGACUCAUUUGCCAUCCGGAUAACAACAGCCAUAAACUCUCUCUUGGUCCUCCCAUCAGGCUGAUGGAUGGUGAGAAUAAGAAGGAAGGACGUGUAGAGAUUUUUUUCAAUGGUCAGUGGGGCACAAUUUGUGAUGAUGGAUGGUCUGAUAAGGAUGCAGCUGUAGUUUGUCGACAGCUUGGCUACAAAGGUCCAGCGAGAGCAAGGACAAUGGCAUAUUUUGGGGAGGGCAAAGGCCCAAUCCAUGUGGAUAAUGUAAAAUGUACUGGAAAUGAGAGAUCCUUGGCAGACUGCAUUAAGCAGGACAUUGGAACACACAACUGCCGUCACAGCGAGGAUGCAGGCGUCAUCUGUGACCACUUAGGCAAGAAGGUCCCUGGGAAUAGCAACAAAGAUUCUCUUGCUUCUGUUUGUGGAUUGAGAUUACUACAUCGUCGACAAAAGCGAAUAAUCGGUGGAAAAAAUUCUUUACGGGGUGGUUGGCCAUGGCAGGUUGCACUCCGAUUGAAAUCAUCUCACGGGGAUGGAAGACUCUUGUGUGGUGCUACUCUCAUUAGUAGCUGCUGGGUCCUCACUGCUGCACACUGUUUUAAAAGGUAUGGCAAUAACACUAGGAACUAUGCUGUGCGAGUAGGAGAUUAUCAUACGCUGGUACCGGAAGAGUACGAGGAAGAAAUUGGAGUCCAAGAGAUUGUGAUGCACAAAGACUACAGGCCUGACAGCAGUGACUAUGACAUUGCACUAGUGAGGCUGCAGGGGCCAGAGGAACAGUGUGCCAGAUUCAGUACCCACGUCUUACCUGCCUGCCUGCCCUUAAGGAGAGAGAGACCACAGAAAACUGCUCCUAACUGUUACAUCACUGGAUGGGGUGACACAGGAAGGGCUUAUUCAAGAACAUUGCAACAAGCUGCCAUCCCCUUGCUUCCCAAGAGGGUAUGUGAAGAGCGUUAUAAAAGAAGAUUCACAGGAAGAAUGCUCUGUGCUGGAAACAUGCAGGAUCAGAAACGCAUCGAUAGCUGUCAAGGAGACAGUGGAGGACCACUGAUGUGUGAACGUCCAGGGGAAAGCUGGGUGGUGUAUGGUGUGACCUCCUGGGGCUACGGCUGCGGAAUGAAAGACUCUCCAGGUGUCUACACAAAAGUUUCAUCUUUUGUACCCUGGAUAAAGAGUGUGACCAAACUGUGAGUGUGCUUCAUCCAAACCCAACUUUCUUAACAACAUGAAUAAAGCAGGACAGCUUGAACAGCACAGAUUGUACAGCUGGGGCCCACUGCAAGUGAAAACAGGCACAUUUUCCUGAUUUGUGUGUUUUGGGGGUUUUCUGGUAUUAAAUCCAGGCUGAAUGCACACCUUUCCAAUUAUGGAUUACUAUGCAAACAAAAUCCUUCUGUGUCAAGGAAGUUUAUCUGGCACAAACCGAAGAUAAGCAGAAAAGUGACCUCCAGCUUUGAGUAACAUUAGAGCAGGAAAGCUAAUGAAUUCACUAGCAGAUCCACUAUUCACAGGAAGCUCCAAGCUUUUAUAUAAUUAAUAACAGACCUAGAAAUUCAUUUUUAAUUCUAGUUAAUUUAAACAGUUCUUGACUGCUUUCCUUUUACUCCUAUGACCUUAUACUCCGUUCUCUAAUUUUGACUGCUGUUUUACCAGCUAUGAGACCACAAACAGGCACACGCUUGGUAAGUAACUCUGUCUAUACAUUAAACGUUAGAAGGAAAACAACUGACAAUAAUCAGACCUUCACCUAAUCUGAAAAACAUUCUUACAGCUCAGCUACUAAGGCACUUUCCGAAGUAAAGUAGACAGCAUGCUAGAAUGUAAUUAAUUUCCCUGCAAACAUUCUACGCAGCUGUAUGAGUUGGAUAAAUGCUGGAAACAUUGAAGCAGUGCCUGUCUGAAAAGAUGCAUAAAGUCUUAAAGGAUUAUUUUCUAAAUACGUAGACAACCCUACCACAUUUAGGGGCAGUGCUGUUUCAGAUCAUUCUCAUUGGAAAAGUAAAAAAUUAUUUUUAACCAAUAACUAAAAAAGUUUGGUUUUUUAUCCAGCAACUGCUCAAUUUUGCUAUAGUAAUUUAUGAUACCACAUCAAGUUGUAAGUCAUAUGGACCCUAGUGCCCUUUUAUGUUCUAAAUAUCAUUUAGCAAUAUCCAUUCCCUUUAUUAACUCUUUUUAAAAACUCUCUUCCCCAUGUUAUGAAAACCAUAAUGGUUUCCUAUAAAAAGAAGCACCAAGGUACUCCGUAUCAAGACAAAUAGAAAACAACUUUUACCAUUCUAGAAACAGAUACUUCCCUCACUUUAGAAUCACAGAAUCAUUUAGUUUGAAAAAAACACUGAGAUCAAGUCCAGCCAUUACUGUGACCUACUGAGUCCCAUUGUUCAAACCAUGGCCCUUGGUGCCAUACCUCCCUCACUUCCCUCGGCAGCCCAUCCCAGUGCUUGACCUCCUCCUGGUGAAGAAAUUCUUCCUAAUCAUCAUUCAGAACCCAGAAAGGAAUCACCAUUUCAGUGCAACCCAAAUUGAUAGCAAUCUUUAGAACAGCAGAAUAGCUACAAUUAACAGUGAAACAAGAAAGUUCAGCACUGCGUCAAUGAGCUCUCCUUAUGGCCAGCUGGACUGCCUGCAAGCAUACCCUGUGUAGCAUUUUUAACAAUGAUGCUUCUUAAAAAGAUGAAAGAACAGCUCUGUGGGCCAUGAAACACCCCAGUGAGAUAAGUGUGGCAGCUGUGUGUCACUGCAUAGUGAUUGUACCAACUGUGACUACCACUUACUGCUUUCCUGUGUUUCCCUUCCUCAGACACUCAAGCUAUAAUUGUAUCGCGUGGCCUUCUGUGAACGAAGUGGGAUGCUGGUAUUCACCUUGUAAGAGGGCAUUCAUUCAUUCCCAUAUGCUUCUGUGCAUAUCCAAUAUCCGAGCCAACUCAUUUGUGCAAAGUUGGAAUAAUGUUGCAAGCAAUUGUAAAAUUGGCCCUCAAUUUCUCUCCUCAAACUUAUUGGUCCUAUUAAGGGCCACGACUAGCUUAAAUAUCUUGUCAGAACUGGUGCUAAACUAGUACACGAGGUGCUUUGAUAUAUUUUAGUUUUCUGUAAAACAGCACUAGAAGUGAAAUAUAUUAUUUAAAAACAUCAUAUAGUACUAUGCUCACCUACUGUUAGACCUAUGUGAAAUACUCUCCUAGCAAACUUUAAAGCUGUUUACAUUUUUAUAUGUAUGUAGCCCCUUUAAUUACAGAGAAAGUAAGCCUGUCAGGAAGUAUCUACUCGUACAAAGUUUCGUUAAAUAAGACCCAUGAUUAUAAGACUUGUGAAGUAGACAACAUAGUGCAAUAUGUGUGAUAUACAGUGUAAAUCAUUUUCUUUUAAGAGUUGCACCACAAAGUGCAAUACUUAGGGAAAAAAAAUCAAAUCUGUACACUAAACGUAGUAACAUUUAGAUUUAGUAAGUUAGAUCAUUAGUUUUGCUCUCUUAGAAUGCUUUAAUACUUAGAAGUUGAAGUGAUGCACUAGUUCCCAUACAGACAGCAUGCCUUUGCUAGUUCCUAGAAGAAAAUGAGAUUGCCUUUAUGUUAUACCAUUCUAAUUCUUGUUCAGUGAGCCUGAUGAUGUAAAUGUGAACAAUAAAAACUGCCACACUGA